Messenger RNA from Aspergillus terreus NIH2624, 1173 nucleotides. RefSeq lists its product as uncharacterized. NCBI's taxonomy places the organism in Eukaryota, Fungi, Ascomycota, Eurotiomycetes, Eurotiales, Aspergillaceae. The record is from RefSeq and is a predicted model, not a curated record. Bases 1 to 1173 code for a protein of 390 amino acids. The transcript is spliced from 3 exons.
AUGUCCAAUGAUCGCCCUGAGCUGAUUUCCUACCUGGGAUGGCUUGACAAAGGCAAAUAUGUCUUGUCCCCUCUCUAUCGAGACACGCUAGACCUUUCUCCAAUCAGCGCCGCAAUGGCCGCAGCCAACGCCCAACAGCUCCUAAACUCUUCAUGGACAUUGCAUCGUCUUUCGCCCCUGCAUCAUGAGAAGGAAUUCCACACCGUUCUCGAUAACCCUGCCGCACUAAAAGCCUACGCGGCUCGUCUGCGCGAUCAAAUCACUGGAAAUGCAUUCGCCGGGUUGCAGAGCGCCGGGACAGGCACCGACGAUGACGCCCUGUCUCGGACAGGCGCCCUCACAAACUGCACCUGGGAGUUGAUGCCGACGCUCUCGCUGCUCGACCCGGGACAGCCGCCGGCCAGUACACCGGAUGGAUAUCUGUGGCGCUCUUCUGGAAUCCUCGUGGUCCUGGAGUACGAAAACGCCGUCUACAAGGCUGCGCUCCUCGCUCCGCCGGAGGACGAGUCCCGCGCGCGAAGAGAAACAAGCGCUACGACCUACUUGCCGCUGCUGCUGACACGGCUCCCCAACCCGCUGCGUCAGACAUUCAUCACCUUCCUCGCGGCCAACUUCGACACAUACUGCUCUGUCCUCCGUCUGCCGUCCCAUAUCAUGUGCGCCUGUCUGGAGACGUACGUCACCCGCCUGGCCGCCAAGCAUGACGAGACUAUCCUCCAGAACGUCGUGAAAGAGCUUCAGCUGACGCUCGCGUUUUCGCCGUCCGUUGCCCCCGCGCUGAGGACGCUCAACGUCAACAUCCCGCGCGCCUCUCUGGCGAGCUUUGUUCGGCCCGAGAACCCGUCUGGUGCCGUCCUCUCCGGUCUCUCUGCCUACAUGGCGAAGCAUUUGGCCAUGAAGUUGGACUUUUCUGCUACCCCCGUCUCCCGUAACACCCCCGAGGGUGAGCAUAUUAGACUCACGAAGAUCGCGUGUGGAGGUUUUGUUCUGGCCAGCGAGGGCAGACUGAAACUAGUUACAAAUACGAAAUCUCAGCGUCCUACCACGGAUCAACUGGCCGACGGUGAUGCGGAUGCUCAGACGGAAAGUGACCGUCGCGCGCUGCGGGCUAGCGAGGCGCUCCUCCAAGCUGUCUUACGCAGGGCUGUCUCUAACGACGUGGAAGCUACAUGA